This is a messenger RNA of Notothenia coriiceps (black rockcod), 1485 nucleotides long. RefSeq lists its product as uncharacterized. The record is from RefSeq and is a predicted model, not a curated record. NCBI's taxonomy places the organism in Eukaryota, Metazoa, Chordata, Actinopteri, Perciformes, Nototheniidae. The coding region runs from base 317 to 1375 and encodes 352 amino acids. The transcript is spliced from 9 exons.
GAAAAACUGAAGUUAGCUUAGUUUAGAGACGCUCACUCAGCUAACCAAACAAUAACUGAGAGCAUUUUUCAAGUUCACGACACAGAGACAUACACUUUCGUUAACACCGAAAUGGGACCGCCCGGAUGCAUUCUCAACACGUUUUCAGGAGGAAUACAGGCCUUUUACUUCCAAGAAAGCAGUACCUUUUAGUCCACCUACAGCAGCCCAGGUGGACCACAAAGACUUGAGGCACAUCAAGGAGUACCGGACAGACGCAAAGGAGUCCUACCAUGCUCACAAAUUGCCACAAAUCACCCGCAUCCCAGCCUGGACCAUGCUACAGACUAACUUCAAGAUGCAAACCAACCCUGGGGAGGAGGCUUUCCUCACCACACAGUCCCAGAAAUUCUGCCUCCAGCCUUUCCAGCCCCCUCCCUCUCCUAUCCGACAGAUAGAAACCCCCAAGGUGAUCCAGCAUGCAGAAAAGCUGCCAGAAAGCACCAACCAAGCCUCCUACACACCACACAUUUGCUGUCCUGUUUUAAAAGCCUCAGCCAAACAUCUGGCAGAGGGCUUUCCCACGAUCAAAGGGGACAGGCGCCAUCAAAGUUUGCUCUCCCAGUACAAGAACAGCUUCUUGGGAGCCUGGAGCAGAGCAGCUGUGCCUGUGGAAAAGCACUCCGGAGUGGCUAUGGGAGACCCUGUGAACAUCGUAGAGAGAGAGACGACCCACGCUGCGUCAUUCAGCCGGCCCACUGGCUGCAGCCCACCUGUGCUGACGACGGAGCGUUUGAAGCUCAGCCUUGGAAGUUUCUCUCCGAUAUGGUCGUCCACAACCAGAGAAGCCUUCCCUCACUACAAGAUUGAAGAUCCAGUUGUUGUGACAAAGAGGAACGAAAAUUACAGUUCCUUGCCCAAAGGGGACACCGAUACCCGCCGCGACAAAGAGAGGAUGUCUGUCACGACCAACAGAACCUCUUUCUAUGAUCUGAGCCUAACAGCGCUUCCAGUUCAUGUACCCGGAACUGACCUGAUGACCAAGAGCCACGUGCAGUUCGGCCCAUCCCGUCUGUCGAGCAUGUGCUACUCGACCACGGCCAAAGAAAACUUCAGCAAACAGGAUGGAGAGCGGGCCAGACCAGCCAUCCCGCUGCCCAGCAACAUACUGAGUGGCGCAGAACGUGACUUGAACCCCAGCACCACCAAGUGUGAUUACCUCCCUGUGAAGGCCAGCAGACGGACACCUUUUCCGUCACAGCAGAGGAGCCACCUCAGGUUCCCGCUGGCCCAUCAGUACUUCCGCACCAUCCACAGUGAAGAGUACACUGCCAAACCGUUUGUCUUCCAGCGUCCCUGCCUCAGCCAGUUAACCACCAAUUUUGUCAUACAGUAACUGAGAAACACACCUUGGUGCUCUUGUGCUCUUCUGUACUUUUUUGUCGAUUAAUAAUCAUAGUUUUAACUCAAAAUCACACUGUUCAAAUGGGCAUGUACACAAUAAAA